Messenger RNA from Ruditapes philippinarum (Manila clam), 501 nucleotides. RefSeq names its product complement C1q-like protein 3. Bases 10 to 444 code for a protein of 144 amino acids. The transcript has 2 exons. NCBI's taxonomy places the organism in Eukaryota, Metazoa, Mollusca, Bivalvia, Venerida, Veneridae. The record is from RefSeq and is a predicted model, not a curated record. Gene Ontology annotation, molecular function: protein binding.
CCAAACCAGAUGAUACCUUGUUCGAGGAGUCUGUGUCCAGACAAACAGAUAGCGUUUAUAGCAUAUGGUCUUAUUGCAAAUGGAAUUUCAGUAAGAUUUCCGACAGUUUAUCAAAACUAUGGUAACAGUUACAACCCAACUACUGGAGAAUUUACAUGUCAUCUGCCAGGUAUCUAUCACUUCGUCACCACACUGACUAAAAAAUGGGAUACAUUAACUGAUUAUGUAGCAUGCCACUUAUAUCAUAACAGUAAGGAACUUGUUGGCGCAUACGAAGACCCUUUUAGUAGUGAGGAAGAUAAGGGAGUUUAUUCUUAUACAAUAUCCGCAACACUUCAUUUGCAAAGAGGUGAUAUUGUUCAUGUGAAAUGUCCUCACCCUAGUUAUUUACAAAGCAAUAAUUAUUGUUCAUUUACGGGAUUUCUAAUUGUAUCAGACAUCUAAAGAUGAAAAAUAAAGUCUUUGUUGUGACCAUACUUGUAGAGUUUUAUAAAAAUUAUC